AUGGCUGAAAGAAAUAGGAAUAUGGCGAUCGCUUGUGAAGUAUGUGGUACUGCUGAUAAUGUAAUUAUGUUUUACAGACGCAAAAAUCUGUGUAAUAGAUGCAAACAGUUUUCCCGAAGAAUCACAAAAGCAACUACCCCUAUUGUUUGCAAUUGUACAGGGGAAUGUUCUCCUUCGGGAACGUGUAGAGAAGGUCGACUGGCUAAAUGCGCGGAAAUUGGAUUAAACAUUUUCGACGAAAAACUUGAAAAACUUUUCAAAAAUUUGAUGGAUUGGAACGAGCGCAGGCUGUUCAAUUUUACGAAUUCGCAACCAACAGAAGAUCUGAGUUUGGAGGAAAUAAUGAACAGAGGAACUAUCGAAUUCACAGAAAGAUCUCCGAGUGAUCACAAUUUGACUUCUCAUCAAUGGGCUUCACUUCAAAAUAUAACCACUAUUGAAUUCAUGAAAGGAUUUCAUUUUGUGAAGUUUUUGAAUCCAGAGGAGACUACAGCAUUCAUUAAAAAGACUUACUUCAAGACAACCAUAUUUUUCAUGGCAAUGGCAUCGUUUCAGUCGAACAGAGACUCGAUGAUCUUCCCUGGAAACAAAGAUGUUUUUCCUGAAGAGUCUGUUGAUAUUCAGCAACGUCAUGACAAAUUAUUCAAACGAAUUCGUUGUCUUUUAAUUUCAAAGUUCAUUGAAUUCCGAGUUACAAAAGAAGAAUUUCUUCUUCUUUCUGUUCUCAUCUCCUGCGAUCCAAAUAUUAUUAUGGAGCCAAAUAGUGAUGAUGGUUCAAGUGCAUUCACUCCAAAUCAGAAACGACGUCUUCGUAUGAUCAAACUGAAUAAUCUCUGA
Molecule: messenger RNA, 837 nt
Organism: Caenorhabditis remanei
Lineage: Eukaryota; Metazoa; Nematoda; Chromadorea; Rhabditida; Rhabditidae
Exons: 3
Coding region: 1-837 (278 amino acids)
Biological process (GO): regulation of DNA-templated transcription
Molecular function (GO): zinc ion binding; DNA-binding transcription factor activity; sequence-specific DNA binding
Source: RefSeq, a predicted model, not a curated record